AUGGUGGUCGCGAAGCCCCAACUCGCGUUCCUCUUCGCCGUUUCUGCGUUCGCGGUGGAGCAGCCGCUCCUGCUGUGCAGCCCCGGCGGGCGCGACGGCUUCGGGUCCCAGUACUUCCACCACAUGGCCGUCUUCGGCGCCUGCGCCGCCCACGGCGACUGCUGCUACGUGCACUCGUCGUUCCAGACGCUGGCCCACGGCGCGGACCCGCGCCGCGCCGAGGCGUUCACGGGCCUGCGGUCCGGCGACGCCUGCCGCCACCUGCUGUCGUCGCCGCGGCGCGACGAGACCCUGCCGCCGGACCCCGAGGGCGCGUCCAUCGGCUGCAGCAACGGGCGGCUGCGGCGCGAGGGCGCGACGGCGGGCUGGCGGUUGUCGACCAUCGAGUGGCCGCGGCCGGCGCCCAAGUACAGCCUCUGGACCUUCCUGCACAACGCGACGACGCGCGGGGCGCUCCGCCGGCUCUACGACGCCGCGCCGAAAGUCGGCUUCCCCGCGCCGCCGGACUGCGCCGUGCGCAUCCACGCGCGCCGCGGGGACCACGUCGUCGCCGGCGGCGCCGCGGGCCACAAGGAGACGAACGCGACGCUGCUCUGCGUCGUCGACGCGGCGCUGCGGCGCGCGCCGGGCGCGACGGUCUGCGUCUACAGCGAGGGCCGGCCGGAGGACUUCGGGCCCGCGCUCGCGACGCACCCGCGCGUCCACUGGCGCCUCGGCGGCGACCCGUUGCACACCUUCCACGAGCUCGUCACGGCGCCGACGCUCUUCGUCGCGGCCAA
Molecule: messenger RNA, 779 nt
Organism: Aureococcus anophagefferens
Lineage: Eukaryota; Pelagophyceae; Pelagomonadales; Pelagomonadaceae
Exons: 1
Source: RefSeq, a predicted model, not a curated record